AUGUCACCAUCACCACCCCUACCCUCCCACCCCCUACACACCCACCAUCACCACCCCUACACCCCCACCCCCUACACCCCCACCAUCACCACCCCCUACACACUCACCAUCCCCACCCCCUACACCCUCACCACCCCCUACACCCCCACCAUCACCACCCCCUACACCCCCACCAUCACCACCCCCUACACACCCACCAUCCCCACCACCUACACCCUCACCACCCCCUACACACCCACCAUCCCCACCCCCUACACCCUCACCACCCCCACCCUCACACCCCAACAUCACCACCUCCUACACCCCCACCCCCACCCCCACCCCUACCCUCCCACCCCCUACACCCCCAUCAUCACCACCCCCUACACCCCCACCAACACCACCCCUAAACCCCCACCCCUACCCUCCCACCCCCUACACUCCCACCAUCACCACCCCUACACCCCUACACCCCCAUCCCUACCCUCCCACCCCUACACACCCACCAUACCACCCCCUACACACCCACCAUCACCACCCCUACACACCCAACUUCAACACCCCCCUACACACCCACCAUCACCACCCCCACCACCACCCCUAAAUCCCCACCACCACCCCUACACCCCCACCAUCUCCCCCUCCUAA
Molecule: messenger RNA, 627 nt
Organism: Oncorhynchus masou masou (cherry salmon)
Lineage: Eukaryota; Metazoa; Chordata; Actinopteri; Salmoniformes; Salmonidae
Exons: 1
Coding region: 1-627 (208 amino acids)
Source: RefSeq, a predicted model, not a curated record